Messenger RNA from Electrophorus electricus (electric eel), 5411 nucleotides. Lineage: Eukaryota; Metazoa; Chordata; Actinopteri; Gymnotiformes; Gymnotidae. The record is from RefSeq and is a predicted model, not a curated record.
CUGCAAACACCGUGAAAAUUUAUUGUACGUGCAUGCAGCUCGGCUCUUAUGUAUUAACUGAACAAUCCGGAGAGGCCGUUAUAUCUCUCCCUAGUUUCAUAUGGAAAACAUUUUUUUUUUUUUUUUUUUUUUACAUCUCCAUGUUUUCGGCGAAGUCAUACUUAACCCGCUUAUACCUAUGAUGAAACUAGACAACAGUGUAAAGCGGCUGCAAACCCCGGAUGGAUUCUUGGUCGCGCUGUAGACAAAUUCACAAACGCAUCCUGUCUUCAGGUUCCUAUGUGGCUGCCGAAAAUGCGCGUAGAGCCGCAGGCAUGAGAGAUUUGCCAUGGCAUAAGCAGAAAAUAACUAUUUGCAGUAACAUUCGUGAUAUGUUUACAAAAUGAUUCCGGAAAAUGUGAUUGCGAGUGGACAGUUGCUAGACUAAUUUGAGAGCUUAAUUUACAGAGCCGAUCCGGGGCAGUUGGACUGACUGAUUCUUCUGACUUGGAGGUGGCUUUCAGUCUUUAUACCUUUCAGCGAAUGAAAACUGAGGCCACAUAGUGACAGGACUACUAACUGCAAAGGAAACCGGUUUUGCGCACAAAUGCGCCCCUCAUUUGCAACAGUUUAGCCCUCGGUCAACAGGUCAACAGUAUGGACUUAAACGACAGCGCAUCGUUGGCAGAACUUAUGGCCGGAUACAGAUCCACUGAAACGGGAUUCCGUGUUCCAAAGGAUGGCUGGAGGAUAUGUCUGGCGCACGAGUUCAAGGAGAAAAGAAAACCGUUCCAGGCUAAAGACGUGUCGCUAUCUAACAUAGUAGAACACAUUGGUCUAGGUGUCAGGUAUCUAAAAUGGUGGUACAAGAAAACGCAAGUCGAAAAGAAAGCACCCUUUAUUGACAUGUUUCGUGCAUUGCCUCUAAAACAAAUUUAUGGGGUCCCUCUAGGUGGUAUUGGGGGCGGUACCAUUACACGUGGAUGGAAAGGGGAGUUUUGCAGGUGGCAACUCAAUCCAGGAAUGUACCACUACAAAACUGUUAUUGCUGACCAGUUCACAGUUUGCCUCCGUCGGGGGGAUCAGACCUUGUAUCAGCAGGUGCUGUCUACUGAUCGGCCGCACACACUGCAGGGCUGGAACUGGGGCUUCUGUGGUGAAUAUGCCUUUUACCACGCUCUGUACCCUCGAGCCUGGUCUGUCUACCAGCUACCUGGUCAGAACGUCACGCUCACCUGCAGGCAGGUGUCGCCUGUCAUCCCUCACAACUACAAGGACUCCAGUCUGCCUGUUGCUGUAUUUGAGUGGCAUAUAGAGAACAAGAAUGACUAUGCACUGGAUGUUUCCAUCAUGUUUACCAUGGUUAAUGGGUCAGGCCACAAAGACGAUAAAAGCGGGGGGCACUGGAAUGAACCAUUCCACUUGGAAAAAGAAGGGGAACGUGUGUCUGGGGUUUUGCUCCACCACUGCACACCUGUGAACCCGUAUACUCUAUGCAUGGCAGCACGAGAACAGUCCAAUAGAGAGAUCAGCCAUCAGACGGCGUUCAAUCCAGAGGGCACCUGCGGCGCUCUGUGGAAUGACCUCAUUAGCGAUGGGACACUGGGUUCACCCUCAGGCUCCAGCCUGCCCACACGGAGAGGGCAGAGGGUGGCAGCUGCACUGGCCGCAGGCUGCUCUGUGCCUCCUCAUGGACACAACAGUGUAGAGUUCAGCCUAGCCUGGGACAUGCCAAAGAUGACAUUUGGCUCAAGAGAAAGAGAGCACGUCAGACGAUAUACCCGUUACUAUGGUACCAAAGGGGACGCAGGCCCGUCUAUCUCUCACUAUGCACUCACACACUACAAAGAGUGGGAGAAGAUGAUUGAGGAAUGGCAGACACCCAUUUUACAAAAUAGUUCUCUGCCAUCUUGGUAUAAGUCGGCAUUGUUUAACGAGUUAUACUUCGUGGCGGAUGGUGGGACGGUGUGGGUUGAGCUUCCCGAAGACUCUGAUAUCAGUGGAGGACUCCGCUCAAAAGAUGGCGGUCUUCCAGGCCAGCCCCAUAUAGUGAAGGAAUAUGGCCGCUUUGCUUAUUUAGAGGGUCAGGAGUACCGGAUGUACAACACAUAUGACGUGCACUUCUACGCCUCUUUCGCACUUAUCAUGCUGUGGCCCAAGCUUGCUCUAAGUCUGCAAUACGACAUCGCUGGCAGUGUGGUACAGCACGACCCUACUGAAAGGCUGAAUCUAAUGAGCGGUCACUGUUCACCAGUCAAAACCCGGAAUGUAGUACCUCACGACAUCGGAGACCCAGAUGAUGAGCCAUGGCUGCGUGUCAAUGCUUACAUGAUUCAUGACACAGCCGACUGGAAAGACCUGAACCUCAAGUUUGUUCUCCAUGUGUAUCGUGACUACCACUUAACUCAAGACACACAGUACCUGAAGGACAUGUGGCCCAUCUGUCAGGCGGUUAUGAAGACUGAAAUGAAGUUUGACAAGGAUGGGGAUGGUCUUAUAGAGAACUCCGGCUAUGCUGACCAGACUUAUGAUGGAUGGUCUGUGACAGGACCCAGUGCGUACUGCGGGGGUCUGUGGCUGGCAUCAGUGUGUGUAAUGUGCAAGAUGGCACGGCUUCUGAAUAGUGAUUCUGUCUAUGAGUACUAUCAAGAUGUCCUGAAACGAGGCAGUGAAGCCUUUGACAAGCUACUGUGGAAUGGGAACUACUAUAACUAUGACAGCAGUGGAAGGAGCCUGUCCAACAGUGUAAUGUCUGACCAGUGUGCAGGUCACUGGUUCCUGCGGGCGUCUGGACUGGGAGAUGAUGAUGAUGAUGAGUUCCAGGUUUUCCCAAAGCACAAGGUCUGUAGUGCUCUGCAGACUGUGUUUCGUCUGAAUGUGAUGUGUUUUGGGGAUGGGCAAAUGGGUGCCGUGAAUGGAAUGAGGCCAGAAGGUAUGCCGGAUCGCUCCAGUGUGCAGUCAGAUGAGGUCUGGGUCGGUGUAGUCUAUGGGCUGGCAGCCACUAUGAUUCAUGAGGGUAUGUUGAAAGAGGGUCUACACACGGCUGAAGGUUGUUACCGCACAGUGUGGGAGCACUUAGGAAUGGCUUUUCAGACUCCGGAGGCAUAUUCUGAGAAAGGAAUCUACCGGUCCCUGGCUUAUAUGAGACCGCUCAGUAUCUGGGCCAUGCAGCUUGCCCUGGACAAUCUGUCAACUCCGACUCAGACUAUGGGUUAAGAUAGUGAUCAAACACAUCCUGAUAUGGAUUCACAGAAUGAGCUGGUUAAAGAGAACUGCCAUUAACAAAAGUAUGUGCCUCAUCUUCUGAUGGACAUAAGCCCUCCACAACCCUUCAAACAAAUCCAUAUAUAACAAAUACACAUUAAAACUAUUUUUUUCUCACUUGAGGACACGUGUCGAUCCUUAUAGUAUCUUAGCAUGUAGUUUUGAGAUUAGGGUGCUACCAUUUGGGGCUCCAGGUUUUAGGAACAAUACAAUUUUAUUCAGACAUACAGUAGAUAAAUUAUUCAAGCAAGAUAGUAAAAGCAUGAGAUUCUUAAACGAAAGAAUUAGAAAGGGCUAAAUGCUUGAAUUUAGGAAUGUCAAGUUUUUAAAAUAUUAGUUGACAAUUUUUAUUGCCAUGCAAAUAUUGCAAUUUUUUUUCCUUUUGACACUAUUGCAGUGUAUAUAAGUAAUGUAAUAAUUAACGUAAACCUUUAUAAAGAGCUAGAUGUCAACCUCAUUGUUUUCAACUAAUAUAGUUUACUGUACAAUCUGGGAUUGAUUAUGACUAGGGAUGUCGCAGGAUGAUUUGAAAGAUCUGUAUCAGUCUGUCAAUGCAUACACUAAUGGAUAUGAAGCCCAGUCAAAUUCUGAUCUUUUGGUUACAUUAUUUUACCCAUUAUAUAUAUUUCUCAAAAUACACUUUUCUGUGUAAACACCUUUUCCCAGAUUGCCCAUAGUACAGCCUCAGCCCUGCAUGCAGAGCUGUUGGUGAAGAUGUUUAUCUAAGAUGUAGUCUGUCCUGUGCAAAGUUCAGCUCAAACAAAGGUCGCGAUGAAAGUAUGCUGGAUUUGACUCAUGGAUCUUGAUCUUAUGUUGCCCUAGUUCACAGCCAGUUAGGGGAUGAGAGUAACAGCUCCAUUAAAUCUGUGAUUUCAUCAUAUCAAGGUAGCUAUCCAUGGAACGGACAGAUUCCCUCCUUUUUAACUAUAGUUACAUUUGUCUCUUACCUUUUAUUUUUUCCUCCAAGAGGUUCAUACUUGUUUGGAUGACACACGUGCAUAAACAUUAAAAGGAAGGCCUGCUGUAGCUGAAUCAGUGAGGGUGGACAUUUUAAAACCUAGACUGACCUCCUAGAACCCAGACUGACCUCCUAGUACCUAGACUGAACCUAGAUUACUUUUAGAUGUUGGAUUAAUUGUACAGAUUUUAAUACAUCUGAAGUGUGCGCUGUACAGCAAUAUUACCUAAGAACAUGCAAGUCCCAUCAGGACUCAGUAUAAGCAGAUACUAAAUAUCAGAUGACAAAUUAGGUUCAGAAUUGUAAUGGGAAAUCACUAGUUACUGUAUACCAAUUCUCAACCUAAAGUUUGAGGUGCACUGUUGGAUUACACAGGGUCUGAAUAUUUUAAUAUCCCAAGAUACAGGAAACAGACUGAUUUAAGACACUCUGUCUUUCACCUCUAAAUCUGAUGCACAUUUAUUUUGUAUCUCGAUUUUUUAAUGCCAUUUUUUAUGUCUAUCUGAUGUAAUGAAGAGUGGUUUAAGACAAUGGAACAAGAGAAUGCUACUUUUUGAAGUUGUAUGUAACAGGGUAACAAAGAAAAUAUGUUUUCUGUUUUGAUAGAAACAUUCAAAGUGCAUUAUCUCAUUUGAAAAGCUGGAUAGAAAUUAUAAAACUUCCACAAUAACACUAGAAGGUUUUAGACACUUUUUUGUGAUGGAAACAUUUUUCAAAUAAAUGUUAAUGCAGCAAACAUUACAUCAGGGAUCAGUUGUUAUGGUCCAGUUACAUUACAGUUCUAGACUGAAAUGAAGCAGAAAAAGACUGAAUGCAGUAAUUUAACUGAUAACUGACGUUAUAUUACAUUCAAAACACCCCCUGAGAUAUCAAGCGCACUGUUGUAUCCUUAGGGGAGACACUGUUGCAUAAAACCAUAGGAGACUCAGCUGGUUCACACAUCAGAUUGAUCUGUUCAUCUAUUCUGGAAAGCAAGAAAUAUUGAUUUUUAUAAGAACUCCUUAUUUGCUAUCUCUUGCAAUGGAUGCAUGAUUGUAGAAUAUAAUGAUUGUGUGAGAUGAACACAGUAAACUCAAGUAACUGAUCAGAUGAUCAUAGCAUACUUAUGUUGCAUCUGUCUAUGGCUUUGACAAAUCAAUACUGUACACCCACUUUAAAGAAAUAAGACCUAGCUAUAGAUCUAAAUAAAUUAAUAUAUCAACAGAAAUGA